UCGACCAAGUCCCAGUGCAAAGAGGUCGCCAAGCUGACCGCGAUCACUGACCUGGCCGCCAACGCUACCAAGCUGUCCGACCACGAGGAUGGCAACGCGACCAAGAUCGCCGAGUUCCAGGCCAAGGCAUCCAAUGCCGCCACCCAGCUGGCCACCCUCUCCACCAACACCACGCUGAUGACGGCCUGCCUCCAGAUCUUCGCGGUCGAGGAUAUGGAGGACGACUGCGACGAGAUGACCGCGAUCCAGAAGGCUCAAGUGAUCGCUGCCAACCAGACCCUGCUGGCGGAGAAGACGAAGAACAACGCCACCAAGGCUGCCGAGUUCCAGGCCAAGGUCUCGGCCAAGGCUUCCACCCUCGCAACCCUCUCGAGCAACACCACCCUGACCGCCUUCUGUGCCGUGCGCGAUGAUGAGCAGUCCUGCAAGGCUAUGGCCAAGCUGGUCAAGGAGCAGGACCUUGCUGCCAACACCACUGCUCUGAAUGACAAGUUCAACAGCGAUGCCACCAAGGUGUCUCACUUCCAGGCCAAGGUUAGCGAGAAGGCCACCAAGCUGCAGACCCUCAUGAGCAACACCACCCUCCUCGACACUUGCCAG
Molecule: messenger RNA, 600 nt
Organism: Cryphonectria parasitica EP155
Lineage: Eukaryota; Fungi; Ascomycota; Sordariomycetes; Diaporthales; Cryphonectriaceae
Exons: 2
Source: RefSeq, a predicted model, not a curated record